This is a messenger RNA of Trichomonas vaginalis G3, 1476 nucleotides long. RefSeq names its product protein kinase protein. NCBI's taxonomy places the organism in Eukaryota, Parabasalia, Trichomonadida, Trichomonadidae. The record is from RefSeq and is a predicted model, not a curated record. The transcript has a single exon. The coding region runs from base 1 to 1476 and encodes 491 amino acids.
AUGUCAGGGAAAAAAGGACUUGAUCUUGAAGUUCUGAGCGACCCAACAAACCCUGGAUUCCAAAAGGAGCUAAAACACUCCCUUCAUGUUGUUACUCCAAGAACUGUUAAGCAAUUCUAUGGUACAGUUUUAGAAUUAUUCAAAGCUGGAAAUUUAACAAAGGAACUUGGAAAUGAAGUACUUUUAUCAAUCUGCAAACUUGUUCAGGACAAACAAUAUAUUACUCCGUUUGUUUCUGGAAAGUAUAUUGUCGAUCUUCCAUUUGGUAAUAACGCAUACACUGAUCAAUUACUUGAUUUGCUUUGCUUUUUGGUUCGUGGUGAUCCAGAUGCUCUUUCUCCUGAUAUAGCACCUCAAUUUGCAAAACUCGUUGAACAACAACCGGAAAAAACGUUAGUUUUGCUUGCAAUUCUUGCGCAGAAAUUCGAUAGAAUCGAAGACCCAUGGCCCAUAUUCGAAGUCCUCGUUAAAAAUCCAAAACCAUUCAAUAACGAAAAUCUUUUUGGAAAUUAUGUUGCUCUUUUGAUUUAUCUCAACAAAAACUACGAACCAUUCCGUCAGGCAUACUCCAAGAAGACAUGGAGAGCCUUCAGUUCCUGCUUAAAGGAUGCAUCAAGUGAUAUUGCUCGUACUUGCCUUUGUGGACUUUGCGCAGUCUUCGAUAUCAACCCAAAGGUUGCUCAAAAGGCAGGAUAUCCUACCGCCGAAGUCGCCAAAUUCCUCAAAAACCAAGAAACAAAAUCCGCCGUUAUUCCAUUACUUCUUCGCGCACAGCCCAAGGACGAUCCUCCUGAGCAACUCAGACCUCUUAUACAGAAUCUUGUACGCGUUGCUGCUACCGAGAAGAAAGCAACUUUAAUUUUGAUGGAAAUGGCAACAAAUCCAUCAGUUGCCGAAAUUCUCGUAGAAAAUCCGAAAUGGAUUAGUGAACAGUUGCCAACAGUCAUCGAAACAGUCCGUCUUUUCGCUGUAGUUCUCGCUCAUAAGGAACUUCGUAAAUCUUUGAUGGAAAAUCCAACGUACGUCAUUAAAUUGUUCCUUAACAUGAUUGAUCAAGAAGACAGCGCCAUUUGCUCAAUUAUCUGUACAUUUACGAGAAGAUUACCAGUUACAGAAGAUUUCGUUAAGCGUCUCGGAAAAUCUGGAUUCAUCCGUGCCUACAUCGAUCUCUUCCUCAAGAGUGAUGAUCCGAACGUAAAAUUGAGCGGAAUUCUUUUCAUCAAUACUUUAUCUGAGGCUGGAUACCACGAAGACUACAUUAAACUUAUUGAGAACAUGAUGCCAAUGCUCAAGGAUGAGCAGUUGAAGAAGACGGCCGCUGCUGUGGCUGCAACUCUCGCAAAACACUCAAAACUUCAUUCUGUAUUCCGAGAGAAAAAGAUUACAAAGUUCUUCAGAAAUGCUGUGAACGAUGAAGAGCUGAAGAAACAGGCGAAGAAAUUCAAUCGGAAUUUUGAAGAAGCAGAACAAAAAUAG